AAACGAUCUUUGCUGGUGUCGGAAUCAUCUUCCCGCUUUUCCUGGUUGUUUCGUCUUUUUAACGCUUGUCGCGUGUUUUUGUUUUUAUCACGUCAUGAGACGAACGAGGACUUUGAGAAAUAAAAACCAGAGCGCGACAGAAAAUGAAGCCGCGUCAAAAACAGUGUGGCAGUGGCAGGGCGAUGAUGGACAGUGGGAACCGUACUCACCUUCAGACUGCACCUUGUUGGACUCCGCCGUCUCCUCGGGAGAAGCUUCGGUCACGCUGACUCUGGGCUCUGGGAUGUCCUACAAAGUGGACCUGAAGAAGAUGGUCCAGAUUAAUCCUGCCACCAAGUACAAGAGGAAGAUUCGCUGUCAAACUGUGAAACCAGAGAGUUCAAAUGAAACCAGUACCCUGACGGGUUAUAAUGGGGAACUGGCACAAGUUGAAGAGGAAGAUCCUAAAGAGCAACCUGCUCCGAAGAGGAGGAGAGGACAAAGCAAGACUCAAACAAAAACAACAGAAACACCCAAAGAAGAAACUAAAUCUGAAGAAGUUGUGAAGAAUGUGCUGAUGAAGGGCAAAGCUCCAGUGGACACUGAAUGUAAAGCCAAACUCGGAAAGGCUCACGUUUACAGUGAAGGAAGUGACGUUUUUGACGUAAUGCUAAACCAGACAAAUCUUCAGUUUAACAACAACAAAUACUACCUGAUCCAGCUGCUGGAGGACGACGUGUCCAAGGCCUACAGUGUGUGGAUGAGAUGGGGCAGAGUGGGGAAAGUGGGUCAGAACAGUCUGGUAGCCUGCGGCAGCGACCUGCUGGAAGCCAAAGAAAUCUUCAAGAAAAAAUUCUUUGACAAGACAAAGAACGUGUGGGAGCACCGGGGGACUUUUGAUAAAGUUCCUGGAAAAUAUGACAUGGUGUCUAUGGACUACAGUGCUAAAGAAAAGGAGGAGAAACAGACCACGGUGGACAGCGUGCCGACUAAUAAGACCUGCAAACUGGAUGUGAAGGUCCAGUCACUCCUGGAGCUCAUCUGUGACCUCAAAGCCAUGGAGGAGUACAUGCUGGAGAUGAAAUUUGACACCCGUAAAGCUCCUCUCGGAAAACUGACCUCGGAGCAGAUCCGCGCAGGCUACAUGGCACUGAAGAAAAUAGAGUCGUGUUUGAAGAAGAAGAAGGGCAGCAACCGUGAGCUGGUGGAGGCUUGCAACCAGUUCUACACCCGCAUCCCACAUGACUUUGGUUUGAAAACUCCACCAAUCAUCCGCACAGAAGAAGAGCUGAAGGAGAAAAUUUCACUAUUGGAGGCACUGAGUGACAUCCAGAUAGCGGUGAAAAUGGUGCAGUCCAGUGAAGACAGCGAUGAACAUCCAUCAGACAAACAGUACCGCUCCCUCCACUGCAAGCUGCAGCCUCUGGACCCAACCAGCCACGAGUACAAGGUGAUAGAAAAAUAUCUGCAGUCCACUCACGCCUCCACUCACCAUGACUACACCAUGACUGUGAGCGACAUCUUCUCUGUGGACAGAGACGGCGAGAGCGACAAGUUCCUCUCACAGCUGCACAACAGGACUUUACUGUGGCAUGGUUCCCGUAUGUCUAACUGGGUUGGCAUCCUCAGCAAGGGGCUCCGGGUGGCCCCGCCUGAAGCGCCCUCUACUGGCUACAUGUUUGGUAAAGGUAUCUACUUUGCUGAUAUGUCAUCAAAGAGUGCAAACUACUGUUUUGCCAAUCAGCACAAUAAUGUUGGACUGCUGCUGCUGAGCGAGGUCGCUCUGGGAGACUGUAACGAGCUGCUGGACGCCGAUUAUGAAGCCAACAAUCUACCUGCCGGAAAACACAGCACCAAGGGCCUGGGACAGACCGGACCUGAUCCCAAAAACACCGUCACCCUGGAUGGAGCCAUGGUCCCGAUAGGGCCGGGCAAGAAGACCGGGGUCGGUAAAAACCGCUCUUACUCACUCCUCUAUAACGAGUUUAUCGUUUACGACCCCAGCCAGGUCCGCAUGAGGUACCUGCUUCGGAUCCAGUUUAACUACUCGACACUGUGGUGAGGCCGACGACGGGAAGCCGGAGUUCUGUUUUUAGUGCCGGAGCAGGUUUGGUGGGUUCCUUCUCCACGCGGCGGUGAGAAUUCAGGCUUCAGACCUCAGAUACAUGUUUGUAAGUCCUGGAGAUCUCCAGAUUCCCACAUGGUCCGAGACGUACAUUUGCGUUCUCUAUUUUAGAAAACAUCUAUGAGGCAAAAAAAUGUUCUUGGAUUCAUUAUUGUGCUGUUCUGUCUUCCGCUACAGUCUGACAGUUAUUGUUGAAGUUAUUAACUGAUUUCUGAAUGUAGGCCUCAAUUAAACUGCUGCUGGUUGACAGCAAUGCUUUACUAACCAUAAACAGUCUGGUUUAUUUGGUAAGAUUGGAUUAGACAGAACAUUUUGAACAGUUUGUUUUUAUCUGUGCUGCACUUGUUUACAUUAUUACGUGUUGUGUUCUGUUUUUUUAUUCCAAUGUUUGUUCUGUUUCGGAUGUUUUGGACCUGGUGCUUCUGUAACACCAGUGAACUUAAGAACUGCUCCGCUGGUGACUGACAGGAAAACACUCAGAUAUCAAGAUUUUCCUCAUUUAUUUCGCUGCAAAAAAAAAGGGGUUUUGAGCUGUUGCAUCUUAUUAAAUAUUUGAAGAUGG
Thalassophryne amazonica is the source of this 2666-nucleotide messenger RNA. It is a transcript of the gene parp2, whose product is annotated as poly (ADP-ribose) polymerase 2. NCBI's taxonomy places the organism in Eukaryota, Metazoa, Chordata, Actinopteri, Batrachoidiformes, Batrachoididae. The record is from RefSeq and is a predicted model, not a curated record. Gene Ontology annotation, molecular function: zinc ion binding; NAD+ poly-ADP-ribosyltransferase activity. Bases 95 to 2041 code for a protein of 648 amino acids. The transcript has 17 exons.